Elgaria multicarinata webbii is the source of this 4136-nucleotide messenger RNA. RefSeq names its product semaphorin 3G (gene SEMA3G). The record is from RefSeq and is a predicted model, not a curated record. Gene Ontology annotation, biological process: positive regulation of cell migration; neural crest cell migration; negative regulation of axon extension involved in axon guidance. Bases 5 to 2338 code for a protein of 777 amino acids. The transcript has 16 exons. Lineage: Eukaryota; Metazoa; Chordata; Lepidosauria; Squamata; Anguidae. Gene Ontology annotation, cellular component: plasma membrane. Gene Ontology annotation, molecular function: semaphorin receptor binding; chemorepellent activity.
GACCAUGAAGCGCGGUGGAUACAUCUCUGCUGGGCUGGUGACUUGGUUGUGGCUCACCUGGAAUCUCUCUGCCCACUGCGAUGCCACCAAGGGCAACGUGCCCCGACUUCGGCUCUCCUAUAAAGAUCUUUUGGCCACUAACCGCUCAGUCCUGUUUCUUGGCCACCGAGGAAUUUUAGACUUCCGGUCCUUGUACCUUGAUGAAUACCGUGACCGCCUGUUCAUUGGAGGAAAAGACACCCUUUACUCUCUUCGACUAGAUCAAACCAACAUGGAUGCUAAAGAGAUUUACUGGCCACCACUCCCUGGACAGAAAGAAGAAUGUUUUCGGAAAGGAAAAGAUCCAAUGACGGAAUGUGCCAACUUUAUCAGAGUACUUUAUCCCUUAAACCGGACACACCUCUUGGCCUGUGGGACUGGAGCUUUCCACCCCAUUUGUGCUCUUAUCUAUGUGGGACACCGAGGAGAGCACGUGUUCAGCUUGGAUCCGACAAGUGUAGAAAGUGGGCGGGGCAGAUGUCCUCAUGAGCCCAAUCGGCCAUUUGCAAGCGCUUUCAUUGGUGGAGACUUGUAUACUGGACUAACAGCAGAUUUCUUGGGCAGGGACUCUGUCAUCUUCCGAACCAUGGGGCACCGCUCCUCUCUGCGUACUGAGAUGGACCAGCGGCUGCUUAACGGUCCGAAAUUUGUUGCUGCUUUUCUGAUCCCAGAUAAUGACGAUCGGGACAAUGACAAGGUCUACUUUUUCUUCACUGAAAAGGCAACAGAGUCAGAUAGCAAAGGACAUGCCAUCUUUAGCCGUGUGGGGAGGAUCUGUGUGAAUGACGCUGGGGGACAGCGAGUGCUAGUCAACAAAUGGAGCACCUUCAACAAGGCCCGGCUGGUGUGCUCUGUCCCCGGACCGGAUGGCAUUGACACCUAUUUUGAUCAACUGGAGGAUGUCUUCCUUCUGAGGACUAAAGAUGGGAAGAGCCCUGAGAUUUAUGCACUAUUUAGCACCAUCAGCAAUGUCUUCCAAGGCUUUGCCAUCUGUGUAUAUCGUGUGGCAGACAUCUGGGGGGUUUUUAAUGGACCGUUUGCUCAUAAAGAUGGCCCUGACCACCAGUGGGCAGCUUAUGAGGGCAAGGUGCCUUACCCAAGGCCAGGAGUGUGCCCCAGCAAAACCACCAACCAGCCAAGCCGACAGUAUUCCUCCACCAAGGACUACCCUGAUGAGGUUCUCCAGUUUUCACGUGCCCACCCACUGAUGAGCAAAUCUGUGUACCCGUUCCAUCGCCGGCCUGUGCUGGUGAAGACCAACCUGCAGCACCGCUUGCGACAGAUAGUGGUGGACCGCGUGGAUGCUGAGGAUGGGCAGUACGAUGUCAUGUUCAUUGGCACAGAUGCUGGCUCGGUACUGAAGGUCAUAGCCCUUCAGAGAGGGAAUUUUGCAGCAGCUGAAGAAGUCAUUUUAGAGGAGCUUCAGAUCUUUAAGGUGUCAGUCCCCGUUACUGAGAUGGAAAUCUCUGUCAAACGACAAAUGCUUUAUGUGGGCUCCCGGAUGGGAGUUGCCCAAGUGAAGCUGCACCAGUGUGAGACGUAUGGGACAGCCUGCGCAGAGUGUUGCUUGGCACGGGACCCUUACUGCGCCUGGGAUGGCCACACCUGCACCAGGUACCAGGUAUCAGGCAAGCGACGUUUUCGCCGGCAAGACAUCCGAAAUGGGAACCCCAUGCACCACUGCCUGGAUCAAAACUUGACAGUGGAUGACUUUGACAGCACAGAGGAAAAAGUGGUGUAUGGGACAGAGCACAACAGCACCUUCUUGGAGUGCAUCCCCAAGUCACCCCAGGCUGCAGUGCAAUGGUUUGUACACAGGUCCCCAGAGGAGCUAAGAGACGAGGUGAAAACCGACGAUCGGAUCAUGAAGACGGAGCAGGGGCUGCUGUUCCGAAAGCUCUUCCGCCAGGACGCCGGAACGUAUUACUGCAGGGCUCAGGAGCAUGGCUUCACUCAGACGGUCACCAAAAUCGCGUUGGAGGUGAUUGAGAGUGAGCAACUGGAGCAGGUCUUCCAGCGGGAGCAAGAGGAAGAGCCACCACGCCUGCCUUGCCGGGGUCCUGAUCCCCGCCAGCUGCAUGGACAGAAGAUGUGGUUCAAAGACAUCAUGCACCUCAUUGGCUAUGGCAACCUGCAGAAAGUAGAGGAGUACUGUGAGCGUGUGUGGUGUGGGGACCGCCAGCUGCGGCACAAAGGGAGGCCCCCAAAGAGCAAGAACAUGCUGGACGGGGGCAAAAGGGGGAGGGGCAAGCAGCACAGUGAGAGGAACCGGGUGCCCAGGCAGGCCACAGCCACAUAAGAGGAAGGGGGAGCCAAUGCAUGGCAAGAGGAGAACGUGAGAAGAGGAGAGGCAUUAUGGACAAAACGUCUUCUUCGUGGAUGAAAAUCAACCUCUCUAGGAACUGUCCUUGCCCUGAUGGAAGGGACCACCUUGCUGAUCAGCUGAGCCUGGAGACCUUCCUUGCUGGAAGCAGACCACUCCCCUCUGCCACUAGCAGUGGAGGCGAGGACUCUAUAGACACCAAAGCGUUGCCUUCUCCUGUCCCAUCUUGAUGUCUUUCACUCAUACACUGGGUUGGUGGUAUCAGGGCUAGGAAGGUAUGGGGCAGCCUUACUCCUGAAGACCCGGUGUAUAUUCAGUGCUGCCCCCUAGGAGCAGAAUGUUCAAUAUGACUAGGACCACAUGAUGCAGAGAAGGGAGCAUGAGGGAUCUCACCUUGGGGCUGGUUGAAGGCAAAGGGAGGCUACCAGCACUACCUAUUGGGUGAACAGCCAACGCUCUGUUUCGAGACAGGGUGGAAACAGUGGGGAGUUGCUGCUGGGAAUGGUGAAUGCCGGAAGGCAGUGCUCUCCUGGAGGUGAUGAGCGACAGCAACAUCAGCUGCAUAAAUCACCCCUUUGAAGAAACAGAUACCUGAACCCAGUGGGCUUCCCCUAUAUAAUGCAUAUAGUUAGAAAGUGCAUGGAUGUGAUCACUGUAUGGAUGUGAUCACUGUAAUUGCCCUUGGUGGCAAAGGAGGCACAUAUUUAUUCGCAGAUCUAAGGAACCUUAUUGUCCCAAGCUUACCCUGGCUCUGGCCAGCAGGCAGAAAGCAGUCUAAACUCUUUGGGCAUUUUUACACAUGAAGCUCAAAGUGGUCAGUUGUGUUUUAUAAUGUGAAUGUCAAUACCUACAUUGACCAAAAUGCUCAUUUGCAUUACAAAUACCCCUCUCCUGCUUUCCCUUGCAAAUGGACAAUGGUGUUUGCAUAAGAUAUAUUCACAUAAAGAGGGGAGGGGGAGAGGCUCGCAUGUUAUACUGCAACCACAUUUAAUGUUAGCCUGGUGGGCUUGUUCUCAGUUGCAAAGCUGGAGUGUUGCUGGGUUGGGGAUUUCAUGGAGAAAGUGAGUGGCAGGAGAGGAGUCAAGCCCUUUCUGCUGCAAAGCAUCCCCUCCCAGGAGUGUGUCUGAACCCAGAGGGAGCACCAGGCUAACACUACAGGUGGCCGCAGCAUAAUGUAGUUUGGUCUUCAGCCGUAUGUGUGUGUAUUUCCUGUGCUUUACAUGCAACCUCAUUCUAAGCCGAAGAAACGUACCUGUAUGCAGGAUCCUCCCAGUCUGUGCCUUCCAAGCAAUCCUAGCGACAUCCACCCAGUGUCAGAACCCCAUCAGGGUAUUUACCUUAAGUAAGCUCCAUCUUUCUCUCCUGUGCCUCUGUUGAUUUAAACACCAAAAGCUGAAUUAAAGCCACCAGUUUGUUCAACAAAUAAAUGAAAUCCUUAUUCAGCAAGCUCAGGCUUGGGGGAAAGUUUCCCCUCUCUUGUUUUCAAUGAUUUGGCAUUUGUCAGCGCAACGAAUGGUGUCAUAGCAAGCUGUACCUGGGACUGCUAAGACUUCUUUUCUACAAUGUCACUGUGCAAUCAAAAGUUGGUUGUUUUCCCCAAAUACUUAUUGAACAAAAUAUGUGUCUAGGGGCCAAGGAAUAAAACUCAAGCCACUCUAAUUUUGUGAAGAGAUUGGGAAGUUUAGCUAUAAAAAGACUUCCCCUGGAAGGUCCUUCUGGUGACCAUUUUCUGGGGGAAGAUUUAUUGUCAUCAAUGAUCAGUAUUGGAAUAAAU